Messenger RNA from Vicugna pacos (alpaca), 3773 nucleotides. The record is from RefSeq and is a predicted model, not a curated record. Lineage: Eukaryota; Metazoa; Chordata; Mammalia; Artiodactyla; Camelidae.
CCAGACCAAGGGACAGUUUGUCAGACCAGACCGGGGUCGGGGGAGGGCCCUGAGUCCUCCUGGCUUGCCUGCAGCCAGCACUCUCUAGUCCUCUGUCCUUUCGUUUAUUGCCCACUUAGGAUCUAGGGCCCCAGGCCAGACUCUAGGGCAUGUGUCCACUCCCAGUAGGAAAGUGGCUCGGCAGAUGGGAGGAGGGGAGGCCCUUUGAACCCUAGCAGGCUGGUCCAGUUUCCUGAGCAGGUUUCUGUAUGAGAAGCCAGUCCAGUACCCCUGCACGAACCCUCACCCAGAGCCAGGGAGCUGGCUCCGUUCCUUGGCAACAUCUUGAGGAAUCCAGUCGCUGCACACAGGCUCCCUUCCUCUCCCCUCCCACCGCCUUCCUGCCUGCUGCCUGCGGGGGACGGGGGCCGGGAGGCGGAGGCGGAGGCAGAGAGAGUCAGAGGCAGCGGAGCCCCAUUAUAAAUCCCAGCAGAGCUCAGGCAGCGAGCAGACAGCUCUGAGCUUCAACGAGGGCCCCUGCCGCCUUCUCUGCCACCCUCCAACCCCGGACUCCCGUCUGCCCUCGGCCAUGGCUCUUCCACAUCUCUCGUGGUUGCUCCGCUUGGCUGCCUUCUGCCAUCUGACCAUGCUGCUGGCCGGACAACAGCGUGGUGUGAAUAAAUGCAGCAUCCAGUGCAACAAGAUGACCACCUCGAAGAUCCCCGUGAAUCGUCUAGUCCAGUACCAACGAAAUCAAGAAUCAUGCAACAGACGUGCCAUCAUCUUGACAACUGUGAAGGGACUAUUAAUCUGUGCUGACCCAAAGGAGGAAUGGGUCCAGAAAGCCAUGGAGUAUCUAGACCGCCAGAGUGCUUCUCUGGCUCAAAAUGGCGGCACGUUUGAGAGGCAAAUCGGUACGAGUGAGCCCGCGACCACCCCAGCCACCAGAGGAAUGGACAGGUCUGCCGUCUCCCAGACCAAAGUCACAGGUGAAAGCAGGAGCCAGGAGGCACAGAGGGCCUUCGAGACUUCAGAGGCUCUGGAUGGAAGGCCCGAGAGAACUGAACUUUUCAAUGAGGCUGCCAUCACCACCACCACGUCUUGGCAGAGUUCUACUGCCUACCAACCUGGGUCAGGCCUCUGGGCUAAGGAGAAAGCCUCUGAGGCCCCCUCCACCCAGGCCUCCUCCACCCAGGCCCCUACUAUUUCACAUGCAGCCCUGGAGAACAACACUGGGUCUGAAGGCCAACCUGUGUGGAUCAAGACACAGUACCCGACACCAGAGAACUCUCUAGGGCCCAACAAGAUGGGUCCCAUUUCAACUCCCAUGGAUGCUUUCGUGGGGACUGGCAGCACGCCGGACAUCUUCGUGGUCCCUGUCUCCUCCGAAGGGGCCCCCAGCAUGGAUCCCCUGCUGUUGGGCAGCAUGGCCCCCAGAGCCGAGGAGCCCAUUCACGCCACAGUGGACCCCCAGAGGCUGGGCAUUCCCGACUCCCAGGCAGCCACCCGGAGGCAGGCGGUGGGGCUGUUGGCCUUCCUUGGUCUCCUGUUCUGCCUGGGGUUGGCCAUGUUUGCCUACCAGAGACUGCAGGGCUGCCCCCGCAAGAUGGCAGGGGACACGAUCAAUGGGCUUCACUACGUCUCCCGGAGCUGUGGCAGUAACACAUAUGUCCUGGUGCCAGUGUGAGCUGCCCACCUGCCUGCGUCCAAUUGUUAGAUUCAGCUACCUGGGGUCGUCCAUUUUCACACCCACCCUCACCCAAGGGCCUGACCUGAGCUGGGAUGAUUGGAACAGGGAGGCGGGAUCCUCCAGGUUGACUGUUCUCAGCUACUGGAGGCCACUCUUGGCCGUUCCUGACCUGCUGGGACAAAGAGGGUGGCCUCCACAACUCACUCCAACGUCCCGAGUCAGAAAACUCCCCUCUGCUGUUGGCUGUUUAGAGGGUCCCUUAGACACCAUGCCAGCCCCAGUGAACAAUUAUUUCAUUGACCACCCAGCUCCUCUGAUCACUGUCCCCCUGUGGGUACCAUGGUCAUCCCAUCUCAUAAACAAGCCUCAGGCCAGGCCCCUUCUGCCCCCUCCCUCAGACUUGAUCAUGUCUUUUGGCUCCGGCUGCGGUUGCCAGUCACCCCAGCUACCUGCGGUGCUAGCUCCCUGACCCCUUGUACAGACCCCUUCUCCCCAGCCGGGGGCCUAUCUUUUCUUGCAUGAGGCUAGUGUGGUGUGUUUCCUGGGACUGCUCCCAGCAGAGGAUCUGCUCUCAGUUAGACAUCAUGAGAAUGGAAGAUGAAGUUAUCUGGUGGCUCUGAUUUUUUUCCCUCCUCAAUCUGUGCCAUGUGGUAGAGGAACAUUGACUAUGAGCGUGAAGGCUGGGGGUCUAGUCCCAGGCCCACCAAGGCAUUCGUACCUCUUGUUUCCCAUCUGUAAAAGUGAAGAGGGAUGGCAAAUAUGUGGCAAUAACCCGUACUUCUGGUAGGCAUCACUCAUUGAUCCAGAGACCCCUUUCCCCAGACCCUGGGCGCAGUCGUAUAACCUUCAUCAGCAGAGCACCUUAGCCAGUCUCUACCAAUUGAUGAGACUGGCAAGUUGGUGAACGCUGUGACCUGGUGGGCCUGCAAAGGAGAGCUUUGGUAGCGCAGGGCCUGCCCUACUGGGGGAGUCAGCACUGAGGGCCCCCUGGGAGGGGACUGGGCUGGGGCACUUGAGGGGCAGAGACCAACUCUGUAGGCACCUCCCUGGCUUUGAGAACAGCCCCUCCCUGUGUCUGCCUGGCUCAUAGGGACACUGAGACAGCCCAGCAAGCAACAAGUGACAGGUUGAAGGAGGAGGGGAGGCCUGCAAGCUCCGGGAAAGGAGCCAGGGAGCAGCUGCAGGGACCAGCCACCCUCCUUCUUUAGGGACCCCAGUCCAGCAUUUGCUCUUUCUUUCAUGUAGCCUGGGUCCCCUUCCACCUUUCCUGCUUCCCAAAUACACUGUUCUCUGCACUCCGAGACCUCCUGCCCUCCCCUUCACCCCUACCACAGGCAGGGCCAGGAAUUUCCGUGAUGUUUUCUAUGAGAUCAGAAUCCACCGUGGAAACCAGAGGUUCCUGUGCAGAGGGACCGGCUGGGGAGGGGAAGUUGUAGACAUAAAGUCUGGGGUUCCCUUUUUGGCUGCCAAUGACAAGGGCAGGCCUGGAUGAGGCUGGAGUCUCACUGGGCGGGCCAGCACCUCACGGCCAGAGCUGGACUUGGCAGGUCUUACCCCUCAGGGUCCCGGGCCAUAGCUCCCCAUCUGCCUCUAAUUUUCCCUGAAGGAGUUCUUUGCCCCCCACCAGAGGAGCCUCCCAUGGCCUAGGCUUCCCGCAGGUAUGGCUGACACUUUUUUGCAGACAAGUGCUAAGAGAAAGCACAUACAGCUUGGGUCCACAGAGAGAGGGGGCCGCAUCGCCCUGCCCACCCGGCCCUCCUGCAACCCCCUGCAGGGCAUGGCAUGGAUGUUUGGGCCUGGCUAGAGUUGGGGGCACUCUGACAGCUCAGAGAGGAGGACUGCAGGUCUGAAUGCACUUUUCUGGGCCCCUGUUGGCUGGGAGCCUUCAAGAGGGAGGGCACAUGUGGGGCUCCCCUCUGUGAGAAAGCAGCUGGGGGCAGUGAGUCCCCCUUCCACAGACUUUGUGAGUUCCCCCAAGCAGGACAGGGACAAAGACAAUUUGGGGAGGACUUUGGAAGGAGUUGGUUGGUUGAUCCUUUUGCUUUUCACCAAUGUCUGUGCCAUUUUGUAUUUUCCUAAUAAAAUAGAAAAGUUGAGAAUCAAA